Molecule: messenger RNA, 2952 nt
Organism: Naumovozyma castellii
Lineage: Eukaryota; Fungi; Ascomycota; Saccharomycetes; Saccharomycetales; Saccharomycetaceae
Gene: FUN12
Product: translation initiation factor eIF5B
Exons: 1
Coding region: 1-2952 (983 amino acids)
Source: RefSeq, a predicted model, not a curated record
AUGGCUAAGAAGGGAAAGAAGAACCAACAAAACUGGGAUGACGAUUUGGGUGAAGAUAUUCCUCAAUCUGAAGAAUUUGGAACUAGUACCAAUGAAACCACUCCAGCUCUAGAUGAAAGCGCUAACGGCAGUGUGGAACCAACUGAAGCUGAAGAAGCUGCUCCAGGUGAUUUUAUGUCUACAUUGAAAAAAUCAAAGAAGAAAUUAGAUAAGAAAUCUACUGAAGAUGAAGAAAAGGCUGCCAAUGGGGGUAAACCUGUAUUGAAAUCUAAGAAGGAAAAGGAAAAGGAGAAGAAGGAGAAGGAAAAGCAAAAGAAGAAAGAACAAGCAGCUAAAAAGAAGGCUCAGCAACAGGCUCAAAAGGAAAAAAACAAAGAACUAAAUAAGCAAAACUCCGAAAAGCUUAAAGAGGAAAAGACUCAAAAGCAGAACGGUAAUGAUAAUGCUAAGGCUGAACCAAAGAAACCGGCUAAAAAGGUGCCUGCUGGUCUAGCAGCUUUGAGAAAACAAUUAGAAUUGAAGAAACAAUUGGAAGAACAAGAACGUCUGGAAAGAGAAGAAGAAGAACGUUUAGAACAAGAAGAAGAAGAGCGUGCUGCCAAGGAAGAACAAGAAAAGGAAGCUUCUAGAGCUGAAAAGAAGGAAAAAGAGAAGGCAAAACGUGAAAAAUUAAAGGCUGAAGGGAAACUAUUAACCAAGAAGCAAAAGGAAGAAAAGAAAUUGAUGGAAAGAAGACGUGCUGCACUUUUAGCCUCUGGUAAUAUUAAAGUUGCUGGUUUAGAAAAGAAGAAUGGUGACGAAGAAAAAAAAGAAACACACAAAAAGGUCGUGUAUGGUAAAAAGAAGAAGAGAGUCACUGAUGAAGUAUCUUCUGCUGCCUCUACAUCCACAGUAAAGAAACAAGAAAAGGAGGAAGCUACUUCUGCUGAAGCUGAAGAUGUCUUAAUCGACGAUUGGGAAAAUCUAGCUCUUGAUGAAGAUGAAGAAAACGAAACCCCAGCUACCGAAUCUGAAGCUGUUGCUGAAACCGGUGAAGAAGAAAAUAACGCCACAGAUGACGAAGAGGUCGAAGAAAUCGUUAGAGAAGAGAGUACCGGCACAGUUGUUACAGAAGCUCCACCAGUCGUUUCCUCUGGUAACAAGAAGGAUCUACGUUCUCCAAUUUGUUGUAUCUUGGGUCAUGUUGAUACUGGUAAGACUAAAUUAUUAGACAAGAUUAGACAAACUAAUGUUCAAGGUGGUGAAGCUGGUGGUAUCACCCAACAAAUUGGUGCUACUUAUUUCCCAAUUGAAGCUAUUAAGCAAAAGACUAAGGUGAUGGCUCAAUAUGAAAAGCAAACCUUUGAUGUUCCGGGUUUAUUGGUCAUUGAUACUCCAGGUCACGAAUCUUUCACAAAUUUGCGUUCAAGAGGUUCCUCCUUAUGUAACAUUGCCAUUUUGGUUAUUGAUAUUAUGCAUGGUUUGGAACAACAAACAAUUGAAUCCAUCAGGUUAUUGAGAGAUAGGAAGGCUCCAUUUAUUGUUGCUUUAAACAAGAUUGAUAGAUUAUACGAUUGGAAGGAAAUUCCAAACAAUUCAUUCAGAGAUUCUUUUGAAAAGCAAUCCAGAGCUGUUAAGGAAGAAUUCCAAACUAGAUUGACCAAUAUCCAAAUUGCCUUGGCUGAACAAGGUUUGAAUUCUGAAUUAUAUUUCCAAAACAAAAACAUGGCUAAGUACGUUUCUAUUGUUCCAACUUCUGCUGUGACAGGUGAAGGUGUACCAGAUUUGUUAUGGUUAUUAUUAGAGUUGACUCAAAAGAGAAUGUCCAAGCAAUUGAUGUAUCUAUCCCAUGUUGAAGCAACUAUUCUAGAAGUUAAGGUCAUUGAGGGUUUCGGUACCACUAUUGAUGUUAUUCUAUCUAACGGUUACUUGAGAGAAGGUGAUCGUAUUGUUUUAUGUGGUAUGAAUGGUCCAAUUGUAACGAAUAUUAGAGCUCUAUUGACUCCUCAACCUUUACGUGAACUUCGUCUAAAAUCAGAAUAUGUGCAUCAUAAAGAAGUCAAGGCUGCUUUAGGUGUUAAGAUUGCCGCUAAUGACCUAGAAAAGGCUGUGUCUGGUUCAAGACUAUUAGUUGUUGGUCCAGAUGAUGAUGAAGAAGAAAUGAUGGAUGAUGUUAUGGAUGAUUUGACUGGUCUAUUGGACUCUGUUGAUACAUCUGGUAAGGGUGUUGUCGUGCAAGCUUCUACCUUAGGUUCUCUAGAAGCCUUGUUAGAUUUCUUAAAGGAUAUGAAGAUUCCUGUGAUGUCUAUUGGUUUGGGUCCAGUUUAUAAGCGUGAUGUUAUGAAGGCUGGUACCAUGUUGGAAAGAGCUCCUGAAUAUGCUGUCAUGUUAUGUUUCGAUGUGAAGGUGGACAAGGAAGCUGAACAAUAUGCUGAACAAGAAGGUAUUAAGAUUUUCAACGCUGAUAUUAUUUACCAUCUAUUCGAUGCUUUCACAGCUUACCAAGAGAAAUUAUUGGAAGACCGUCGUAAAGAUUUCAUGGAUUAUGCUAUCUUCCCAUGUGUGCUACAAACUUUGCAAAUUAUUAACAAGCGUGGUCCAAUGAUUAUUGGUGUUGACGUGAUAGAAGGUGAACUUCGUGUUGGGACGCCGAUCUGUGCUGUUAGAACGGAUCCAGCUACAAAGGAAAGAAAUAUCAUGUUGUUGGGUAAGGUUAUAUCUUUAGAAAUCAACCAUCAACCUGUAAAUUCUGUUAAGAAGGGUCAAACAGCCGCAGGUGUUGCUGUUCGUCUCGAAGAUCCAUCAGGACAACAACCGAUCUGGGGUCGUCAUGUCGAUGAAUCCGAUACUUUGUACUCAAUGAUUUCCAGAAGGUCUAUUGAUACUUUGAAGGACCAGGCCUUCAGAGACCAAGUUGCCAGAUCUGAUUGGUUAUUGAUCAAGAAGUUGAAGCCAGUCUUCGGUAUUGAAUAA